This is a messenger RNA of Ilyonectria robusta, 894 nucleotides long. Its product is annotated as ClpP/crotonase-like domain-containing protein. The record is from RefSeq and is a predicted model, not a curated record. Bases 1 to 894 code for a protein of 297 amino acids. The transcript has 2 exons. NCBI's taxonomy places the organism in Eukaryota, Fungi, Ascomycota, Sordariomycetes, Hypocreales, Nectriaceae.
AUGCUCUUCCCACAGAUUCUCACCUUGGCUUUCGUCACAGCUAUUUUUCCUGUGGCCAUCGCGCUGCAGCUCCCAGACUACCGGGCCUUGAAAACGUCACUCAAUUCGACCGUACUCGAGGUCACCUUCCAUAACCCAGACGCUCCUGUCGUCAACCUUUGGAGUCAGGACACCCAAGACGAGCUCACGGACCUUGUCGAGAGACUUCAGAGUGAUAAUGAAACUAAGGUCGUCAUUUUCAAGAGCGAUGUUCCGAGAUUCUUCAUCGCCCACCUUGAUCUGGAGAUACUUGCCGGACCUAAUACCAAUUUUAUCUACACAUUCGCAACCCUUCUUUAUAAUAUCACAACCCUUCGACAAGUUACGAUUGGUGCCGUAGAAGGCAGAGCACGGGGAGCAGGAAGCGAACUACUGUCGGCUCUGGAUAUGCGCUUUGCAACCAGGACUGACACUCUUAUUGCGCAGCCAGAACUUGGGGUGGGCCUAAUCCCAGGUGGCGGCGGUAGCCAAUUUCUUACCAAUCUGAUCGGCCGCGGGCGCGCCAUGGAGUAUAUUCUAGCCGCCAAGGACAUUACUGCGUCAGAGGCUGAAAAGAUUGGUUGGGUUAACAAGGCGUUCGAGACUUCGGCGGAUAUGUACGCCUACGUUGACCAGCUGACUUCUCGGCUCCGACUGUUCCCCUUGACGGCUUUACACGAAGCGAAGAAAUCCAUCAACCGCAUUUCAGCCCCGACCUUUGAGGACAUUUAUGCGGAGGCGGUCGCGUUCUCUAAGCAGGUAGCUGAUCCCCUUACACAACAGGCGAUGCAGAGAUCAGCCGCUGUGUUUGGCAACAUGUCGCUAUUGGAGGCGGAGUUGAAUCUGUCCGACUGGGCGCCUGCAUUUUACCAGUAA